Messenger RNA from Peronospora belbahrii, 546 nucleotides. Lineage: Eukaryota; Oomycota; Peronosporomycetes; Peronosporales; Peronosporaceae. The record is from the annotation of a GenBank genome assembly.
AUGCUGUUUGACUCGUAUAUCGGGCCCAUCUACAAUCUGACAAACGACAGAGAGCCCAUGUCACUUCAUGAUGUCAAGAAAACACGGGAGUUUAGCAACUUUCGCGCCAAACUUGCCUUCUUGACAUUCGGCCUUGAGGUCAUAGACGGAGGCAACGAUCACUCUGACUGCGCAAUGACAAUUGCCAUGACUGUCUUCCCACAACUGCUUGUUGGAAUGUCGGAAGAUGAGAUCAGGUCUCUCAUCCGCUCCAGCAUUCGCUGGAAUCUCGCUGAAUCGCUUCAAAAUCCAUCAUACACAUCAACAGGUGAGCUGAAAGUUGAGGGGAAGUACUCGAAAGGUUUACGCGUUUUCAAUGGACAAGAGUCAACCAUGCGUGCAUUGCGUGCUGCUAAAGUAGAGGUAUAUGUCAUCAGUGCGUCUCCACAACUUUUUGCUGCCGAAGCAAGCAACCUCAUCGGACUUGGCAACAUGGUACCAAAUACCAACGUGUAUGUUGUGCGCUUCGCAACAAACGACGCGGGUUUAUUCACUAGAAAACGGUAG